Molecule: messenger RNA, 499 nt
Organism: Oryzias latipes (Japanese medaka)
Lineage: Eukaryota; Metazoa; Chordata; Actinopteri; Beloniformes; Adrianichthyidae
Product: hemoglobin cathodic subunit beta
Biological process (GO): oxygen transport; hydrogen peroxide catabolic process
Cellular component (GO): hemoglobin complex; haptoglobin-hemoglobin complex; blood microparticle
Molecular function (GO): oxygen binding; haptoglobin binding; oxygen carrier activity
Source: RefSeq, a predicted model, not a curated record
CUUCAAUAUUCAGAAGAAAGACGCAAUUAGUAAACAGGCUGCUUUUUGAAUUCAUGACAUUAUGGUCAAGUGGACAGAAGAGGAGCGCUGCACCAUCAGGGAAGUUUGGGAAAAAGUUGAUGUUGAUGAGAUUGGACCACAAAUUCUAACAAGGGUUCAUAUUGUUUACCCCUGGAGAGAGACAUACUUUGGCACCUUUGGAGACAUUUUCACUAACACUUCCAUUCUGAAUAACCCCAAAGUAGCUCACCAUGGAAAGGUUGUGCUGAGGUCCAUUGACAAAGCAGUGAGAAUCAUGGACAGGAUACAAGAGACACAUGCUGCUCUGAGCAGGCUGCACUAUGAAUGUGUGGAUCCGGAUAACUUCAAACUGCUGGGAGACUGCAUCACCAUCUCCAUUGCCUGCAAACUCAAGGAAGCCUUGAACCCUCAGGUCCAAGCAGUCUGGCAGAAGUUCCUCUGUGCUGUGGUGGAGGCCAUGAACAGCCAGAACAAAUGA